AUGUCCGAUUCACGCCCCGACGAGCCGACCCAGCAGUCGGCUCCCCUACGUCGAGAGCGCGCGCCAACAAUCACAAUAGAUACCUCGGCCGUGAACUCCCCGGAUCCCUUCCAACCCCCAGCUCAUGUCGCCGGAGCUCAUCCCUCCAUCCAGACCUACACGGAGAAUGCUCACAGCGACACAAGCGCCCUGUUAAAUAACGGCAGCGUCUCUCCCACAGACAUGAGGUCUCCAGCCUCCCUCCGCUCGAAUGCCUCGUCCGAAGGUCGAGAUCCCGAGAAUCGCCCAACAUCCCCACACAACAUCUCCUCGCCCAAGACCAAGGUGCCCGAGACACACUCGAACUUCCUCUCCGUGCCCGGAGCCCGGUCCCGAGGCAACUCCCUCGAGUCAGAAGACACAAGCCAGACAUCGAGCACGUACGGCGGCGAGACCUAUGUGACUUCCACAUCGCAAGGUUCACGGGCGGACCUGAUCAAGAACCACAGUGUCGACGAGGAAGACGCGCUGAACCCAGACCCCGGCCGCGAAUCCGAGUUCGAGGUCGAAGAUAACAAGUUUGCUUUCUCACCAGGCCAGCUGAACAAGCUGCUCAAUCCGAAGAGCUUUGGCGCCUUCCGUGCGCUGGGUGGCUUGCGCGGUCUGGAAAAGGGGCUGCGGACUGAUGUCCGGAGUGGGCUGAGCGUGGAUGAGACAAUCCUGGACGGCUCGGUUAGCUUCGACACCGCGGUCUCACCUGAGCAGACGCCCAAAUAUCUUUCGUCGACUCAGACACCACCGGCUGUUACCGAGGGUUCGGUUGUAACGGCUGGUGGUGAGGAUCAUGUCGAUCGACGACGCAUAUUCGGUGAUAAUAAGCUGCCAGAGCGGAAAUUGAAGUCUAUCUGGGAGCUUGCUUGGAUUGCGUACAAUGACAAGGUCUUGAUCUUGUUGACUGUUGCGGCUGUUAUCUCCCUUGCUGUGGGUAUUCCGCAGUCGCUUCAUCCAGCUAAUCCCGAUGAACCGGGUGUUGAAUGGGUGGAAGGUCUGGCCAUUUUGGUGGCUAUCAUUAUUGUUGUCACUGUUGGCGCUGCCAACGAUUGGCAAAAGGAGCGGCAAUUCGCGAAACUCAACAAGAAGAAGGAGAAUCGGCAGGUUAAGGUCACCCGAUCAGGCAAAAUCGAAGAAAUCUCGAUUCACAAUGUUUUGGUUGGCGAUGUGAUGCUUUUGGAACCGGGUGAUAUGGUCCCCGUCGACGGCAUUUUGAUCGAAGGUCAUGAUCUCAAGUGUGACGAAUCCUCGGCAACUGGUGAGUCUGACGUUCUACGAAAGACUCCUGGCGAAGAAGUGUAUCGGAUGAUUGAACACCACGAAAAUUUGAAAAAGAAGGAUCCUUUCAUCAUCUCCGGUGCCAAGGUGUCUGAAGGCGUUGGUACCUUCUUGGUUACUGCUACUGGAACGAACUCGACUCAUGGUCGGACAAUGAUGUCCCUCCAAGAGGAGGGCGAGACAACUCCUUUGCAAACUAAGCUCAACGUGUUGGCUGAGUAUAUCGCCAAACUUGGUCUCGCUUCUGGUCUCUUGCUCUUCGUGGUUCUGUUCAUCAAAUUUCUGGUCCGACUCAAGGAUAUCGAAGGCGGUGCAGAUGCCAAGGGUCAAGCCUUCUUACAAAUUUUCAUUGUCGCCGUUACUAUCGUCGUCGUUGCUGUGCCGGAGGGGUUGCCACUGGCUGUCACGCUCGCUCUCGCCUUUGCAACAACUCGAAUGAUCAAGGACAACAAUUUGGUUCGCUUCCUCAAAGCUUGUGAAACUAUGGGAGGUGCCACCACGAUUUGUUCUGAUAAAACGGGAACUUUGACGGAAAAUAAAAUGACGGCAGUAGCUGCAACAUUGGGUACUUCGUCGCGCUUUGGAAAGUACUCGGGUGUUUCACCGGAGGACUCCUCUGAGAUUUCCGCUCAAGAGUUUGUGUCUACGCUGUCUGAUUCUGUGAAAGAUGUUUUACUUCAGUCGAUUGUCUACAACUCCACCGCCUUCGAAGGCGAGGUUGAAGGUGUGAAGACAUUUAUUGGUUCCAAGACAGAGACCGCUCUCUUGACUUUUGCCAGAGACUACCUUGGAAUGGGGGUUCUUGGCGAAUUCAAAGCAAAUGGCAAGAUGGUGCAGAUGUACCCAUUCGAUUCUGGACGGAAAUGCAUGGCAGUAGUGAUGCAGCUGGCGAAUGGCAAAUACCGAAUGCUCGUCAAGGGCGCUGCUGAAAUCCUGAUCUCUCACUCGACUCGCAUCGUCCGUGAUCCUACUGAUACUCUGUCCGAGGCUCCUCUCUCGGAGGAGAACAAGACUACCUUGGAUACCAUCAUGACCAACUACGCCUCUCGUUCUCUCCGCUGCAUUGCCCUUGUUUACCGUGACUUCGAGCAAUGGCCACCUCGUGGAGCCCCGACCUCGGAAACCGACCGUAACCAGGCUCUCUUUGAACCUAUCUUCAAGGAUAUGGCAGUGCUAGGUAUCUAUGGUAUUCAGGAUCCUCUCCGAGCAGGUGUCUCCGAGGCCGUGCACAGAUGCCAGCGUGCUGGUGUGUUUGUCCGCAUGGUCACUGGUGACAACAUCAUGACUGCCAAGGCUAUUGCCCAGGAGUGUGGUAUCUACACGUCUGGCGGUAUCGCAAUUGAAGGACCCAAGUUCCGCAAGCUGAGCACGCGCCAAAUGAAUCAGAUCAUUCCCAGACUCCAGGUCAUCGCCCGGUCCAGUCCAGAGGAUAAGAAGAUUCUGGUUAACCAGCUCAAGAAACUUGGCGAGACUGUUGCCGUUACUGGUGAUGGAACCAACGAUGCUCAAGCUCUCAAGAAUGCCGAUGUCGGUUUUGCUAUGGGUAUCACUGGUACUGAAGUUGCCAAGGAGGCCUCUGAUAUUAUUCUCAUGGAUGAUAACUUUGCUUCUAUCGUCAAGGCCAUGGCUUGGGGUCGUACUGUCAGCGAUGCUGUCAAGAAGUUCCUUCAGUUCCAGAUUACUGUUAACAUCACUGCUGUUAUCCUUACAUUCGUCUCUGCUGUUGCUAGCGACAAUGAGGAUUCCGUGCUUAGUGCAGUCCAGCUGUUGUGGGUUAACUUGAUUAUGGAUACUUUUGCUGCUCUUGCUUUGGCUACGGAUCCUCCAACACCGACUGUGCUCGACCGCAGACCGGAAUCGAAAUCCGACCCGCUUAUUACUCUGACCAUGUGGAAGAUGAUCAUCGGACAGUCCAUCUACCAACUUGUUGUGACGUUCGUUCUGAACUUUGCUGGAGACACGAUUUUCUCUUGGGAUCAUGACCAUAUGCAGACUGUGGUUUUCAACACCUUCGUCUUCAUGCAGAUUUUCAACCAGUACAAUUCCCGUCGCAUUGACAACAACUUCAACAUUAUGGAGCGUGUCUGGAAAAACAAAUGGUUCAUCGGUAUCCAGCUGAUCAUCAUCGGAGGCCAAGUCCUAAUCAUCUUCGUCGGUGGCGCCGCCUUCUCUGUCAAGCGACUCGACCAAGGCUCCCAGUGGGCCGUCAGUCUCGUCCUUGGCGCCAUCUCUCUCCCCAUCGCCGUGAUUAUCCGUCUGAUUCCAGACGAAUUCAUCAGCCGACUUAUCCCCCACUUCUGGUCCCGCAACAAGAGCCCCGAACUAGUCGUCUCUGACGAAGACCGCCACUACGAAUGGAACCCAGCCCUGGAAGAAAUUCGUGACCAACUCGCAUUCAUCAAGCGCGUCCGCGGCGGCCGUCUCCGCCACAUACGCCACAAGCUGCAACACCCCCAGGAACUCCUCCCCCGGUCCCGCAGUGGCUCCCGUUCCAGAGACUCAUCCUCGUCUCCCCCAACACCAAACGGCGACAACGACAAUGGCAGCCCAACACCGCAACCCCUCACCCCAGAGUCCCGCUCCAGACGCAACACCCGCUCCCGCUCAAACUCGACCUUCGGCCCCGCCGCCGCAAUGGCCGGUAUCGUUGCAGGCAGUAUUGCAGGAUGGUCUCCUAUCGAGCGUGGACAUGGCGAAGCUGACUCGAUCACUUUUCCAACUACGGGUGGGCCCCAUGGUGGUUUGGACAGAGAGCCUGGCAUUGAAGUGCAUCCCGAUACAGAUGCCAAUGACCAGCUCUUGAAUGAAUACUCUGCCACCUCCAAAAUCCCGCCUAGUCAGAAUCCGGAUCUUACUCCGUUCUUUGAACAUGCGCCGCCGGAACGGGCUCCUUCUAGCCGUGGUCGUCGCUCGCUGUCUCAGCGGUCGAGAUCUAGUCACAGCCAGUCGCAGGUGUAA
Molecule: messenger RNA, 4266 nt
Organism: Penicillium antarcticum
Lineage: Eukaryota; Fungi; Ascomycota; Eurotiomycetes; Eurotiales; Aspergillaceae
Gene: pmcA
Product: putative P-type calcium ATPase
Exons: 1
Coding region: 1-4266 (1421 amino acids)
Biological process (GO): calcium ion transmembrane transport; intracellular calcium ion homeostasis
Cellular component (GO): membrane; intracellular membrane-bounded organelle
Molecular function (GO): ATP binding; P-type calcium transporter activity; ATP hydrolysis activity
Source: RefSeq, a predicted model, not a curated record